Chelonus insularis is the source of this 2750-nucleotide messenger RNA. RefSeq names its product maverick (gene mav). The transcript has 4 exons. Gene Ontology annotation, molecular function: growth factor activity; cytokine activity. The record is from RefSeq and is a predicted model, not a curated record. Lineage: Eukaryota; Metazoa; Arthropoda; Insecta; Hymenoptera; Braconidae. Gene Ontology annotation, cellular component: extracellular region. Bases 500 to 1801 code for a protein of 433 amino acids.
ACAUGCCCUCAAACAGUCGCCACGCGGCAGUCGUAUAAGACGUAAACUCAGAAAUAAAUAAAUAAAUAAAACAACAUUAUCAUUACGAAAGUUAAGUCUGUGUAAUUUAAAGUGAUUACUUUUUAUCAACAUGUAUUUCUUUGGAUUUAUUCGACAGCGCGCGCAUUUCGCGCCACUAUUUAAAUGCAAGUGAUUAUUAUUAUUAUUUAUGUCAUUAUUUUUAUCUUAAAUACCUAUUGUGAAUAACAUUUGAAUGUUUUAAUCUAACCCACUGUCAGUGAAUUAAAAUAAUAAUCAUUUUAAAUAGAAAUAAAUAUUUAAGUUAAUGGACAAGAUAAUCCAUUUGACGGUGCGGAUUUAUCCCGACAAAAGUCGUCAAUAGCAAGAGAAGAUGUUGUGUUGAAAAUGAUAAAAGUAAUGAGAUAUUAAUUAAAAUAAAAAAGGAAGAAAAUAAGGAUAACAGGCGAUUAAAAUAGCCUCACGCUCGUGCUUACUGGCUAUGGGCGAGAAUCUAAUCUCAGCAGGUAAUCGAGACAACGACGAAGAGCUCGAAAAGAAGACACGUGAAAAAAGUAUAGGUUCAUCAUCUUUACGUCUCUUGAUAUUCAUCCCUACGUGGCGUGGGUUUGUAAAUCAACGUGCAAGGGUUUCAAGUCUCGUCACUGGCUUUACUCUUGUUAGUCUCCUCGUCUUUAGUCUCUUCAGGCCAUCUUUGGCAGUUCCUAGGAGAAUGCAACAACACCAACAUCAUCACCACCAUCAUCAUCAUCAUCAUCAUUAUCAAGUCAAGCCCCUUGAGACUCAUGAGGGAAACAACGACAAUGCGUUGCUUCAUGACGAUGAGCUUGAGACCAUAAGAAAAAGUAUCGUGGAGGGUCUUGGUCUCGAGAGGAUACCCGAUCCUUCAAAGGCAAACGUGAGUCAGGCAGAGUAUGAAAGAGCCCACCAUGAGUACAUGAACAGACUACAAAUGUCGAGAGCACCUGAAGAUCGAAGACAAAAAAGACUUUAUACAUUUUAUGCUUCAGAGCAAACUUCAAUUUCAACAGGACAAGAAAUCUUUCAAAAUGACCGUCAAAUAACCUACAAGUUUUUCUUUCCAAUUGACAUUUCUGAACAACAUUCAAUUGUUGAUUACGCUAAUCUAAGGCUUCUUGUGGGUUCAAAUGAUUAUCAAGAUUUAGUUGGUAUCACUGUUUAUCAACUCACCAAUUCUUCCAGACAACUUGUCACGCAGGAAUACAUUCGAAGACUUGAUUCUCCUCGAUGGAUUGAAUUAGAUAUUACCGACAUGGUUACAUUGUGGCAUGAAGGUUCUGCUGAUAACCUAGGCCUUGAAUUACAAUUAAACAGUAAUAUUAUCUUUUCAAAUCCAAUAUUAAAUAUUUUUACUACAUUAGAAUCUCGAGAAUUUCGAAAAAGAAGAUCAGCUUCUGAUCAUUUAAUGUCUCUUCAUAAAGGACGACGUACUGAAUGUCGUGGUGAUAACAAAAAAUGUUGUAGACAUGAGAUGACUGUUAUAUUUAAAGACCUCAAGGGUUUUGAGUUUAUUGUUCAGCCAAAAAAUUUUGAUGCUGGUUAUUGUAAAGGACGAUGUCCACCACGGUAUAAUCCUGCUCAUCAUCAUGCAUUACUUCAAAGUCUCAUUUGGAAAGAAGAUAAACGUAAAGUACCAAGACCAUGUUGUGCUCCAAGUAAAUUAGCUGAAUUGGAAAUACUUUAUUUUGAUGAGAAUGAUCCAACAAAAUUAAAAGUAUCAAGUUGGAAAAAUAUGAGGGUAUUGGAAUGUGCGUGUUCAUAAGGAAUUAGAAUAAAAAAUUUUUUCAUUUUAUUAUUUACUUUACCAAAGAUUUUGUAUGUAGGUAAACCAAGUCCAACCUUUUUUCUUUGUAUCAAUAUAAUUGUUUCUUUUUUUAAGUUUCUCAUGACUGUGAUAUUAAAUAUGGAACUUGAACCUUCCACAUGUAAUUUUCAUCUAUUAUUAUUUUUAUUAUUCAUAAAUUUACUAAACUAUUAUUAAUCAUUACACUGACUUGUAUUAAUUAAUUAAAUGGUUGUAAAGCACAUUAUUACUCUCUCAUAUGUUUAGAAAUAAGUAACUAACACAUUAGCGUAUAAUGACAGGCAAUGGUGCAACAUUUGAUGUACAAUAUUUGAAGUUGUUUUCUUUUUUAUUUAUAAAAGCAUUACAAAAAUAGUUGAAAUUUUUUGUCAUGCAGAUUGCGAUUAUUGUAAUUAUUUAUAUAAUUUUAAUAUAACUUAUUACUAUGUUGACCAUUUGUUUUAUAAAUGCAUAUGCAGAGAGUUAGGUAGAUAGAGAGAAAGAGAGAGAGAGCAGAGAAGAAGGGAAAUUGAUAUAUUUAACAUUCUAAAUCAUUUGUUCAUGUAUAAUAUCACAUGUGUAUUUAUUAUUAUUAUUAUUUAUUGAUGAUGUAUGUUUAUACUGAUGUUGUACGUUUUUAAGUAAAAUUGUAAAAUUUUGUUUCGAUAAUAUUUGUAUGUAGGAAAAUAUUAGAAUUGUUGCGUUUUUAUACUAUCAUUAUUAUGAUUAUGAUUAUUAUUAUUAUUAUCGUUAUGAUUAGGAUGUUAAAAUAAAAGAGGUGUCAAUAAUUUUGAAAAGUCAAUUAUAUGAGUUAAUGAACAUAUCAUUUUUUGUUCAAUUUAUUAUUAAAUUUUGUAAAUUAAAAAGAUGAUUUUUGUUUUGAAUAAUCAGUUGUUUAAUUUAAGAAUCUCAUAUUUGAGGAUGGUAA